Messenger RNA from Phytophthora nicotianae INRA-310, 1600 nucleotides. RefSeq lists its product as hypothetical. Gene Ontology annotation, molecular function: phosphoprotein phosphatase activity. The transcript has 4 exons. Bases 358 to 1434 code for a protein of 358 amino acids. The record is from RefSeq and is a predicted model, not a curated record. NCBI's taxonomy places the organism in Eukaryota, Oomycota, Peronosporomycetes, Peronosporales, Peronosporaceae.
CUAACAAAUGUCCAACUGCGUCUUAGGAAAAAUACAAUUGCAUAUUGUUGUCUGGUCGUUAGGCGUAAGUUCGAGCCGAGCCAGCAGAAACGGCAUGGCAACCGAAGCCCAUGAUGCGAACCGCAAGCGUAAGCGACAGCGCCGCAAGAAUCGCAAAAGCAAACAGCAGUCGCCGCAACAGGGGCACUACGCUGAUCCGCUCUCGCCCAUCGCCUCCACACCCAUGAAGCGCCAGCACACCCAGGCGGCAGGUACAUAAGAAGCUCCAAUAACAAUCCUACUGCACUUAACUCAGCUAUCCCUUAUCACGCAGAGACCAGCAAGUCCACCAAGGCCACACAUGCGUCACCGUUCGAUAUGUGCGAUGGGAACGCUCCCGGGUCUAAAGAAGAGGAACAGUUCUUUUCGCCUCGGAAGUUGUUGGAGGAAUACGACCAAAAUGAUAAGGACGAGAAGAAGCCGAGGGCAAAGAAGGCGCGUACUCUCAAUUAUGACUCGGCAUCGUCCCCUAAUGGCAAACAAGAUGAGAAGGAGGAGGAAAGUGCGGACACCAGUGCCAAUGAAGAAGCCAACGACGAGCUGUUCUCGCCGGCAUUGAAGUUACCAAGAGUAUCGCGGUCGACUAGUACGUCUCCUCCCAAUGCUCGAACAAGACUGGAGUCAAAGUUUGCACACACGACACAGCCUGAGGAGAAAAUAGAGGAGGAAGCUGCAGAAGAGGAGGAGUCGGUUGAAACAGAGGAGCAGGACGAUGAAGACACCACAGCUCCCGAACAGGAGUUCAACCCGUUCUACUUCAUGAAGACUCUGCCGAAGUACGAGGAUAUUGUGGAGGGUAAACGACCCAUUUCACUGCCAGAGAAGUCACGCAACGCGCCCAAAAUCUGCCUGGUGUUGGACUUGGACGAGACCCUCGUGCAUUGUAGCGUGGAUGAAGUGAAAAACCCACACAUGCAGUUCCCGGUCACAUUCAACGGCGUAGAGUACAUAGUCAACGUGAAGAAGCGCCCGCACAUGGAAUACUUCCUCAAGCGCGUGUCCAAGCUCUUUGAGAUCGUGGUGUUCACCGCAUCCCACAAGGUGUACGCCGAGAAACUCAUGAACAUGCUGGACCCGCACCGCAAUCUCAUCAAGUACCGACUGUACCGAGACGACUGUCUUGACGUUUUCGGCAACUAUCUAAAGGACCUCAAUGUCCUCGGGCGUGACUUGUCGAAGGUCUUGCUGGUGGACAACUCACCGCACGCGUUCGGGUAUCAGGUGAACAACGGCAUCCCCAUCGAGACAUGGUAUGACGACGAAGCGGACGCCGAGCUGCUGAAUCUGCUGCCAUUCCUAGAAAGCCUCGUAGACGUGGAUGAUGUGAGGCCGAUCGUGGAGAAGCAGUUCCAGAUCCAAAAGCUCAUCGAUGCCACACCCGACGAGAUCGUCUAAAUUCUACAAUAGUGAACACCAUCCCCAAAAGAUGGCGUGGUAAUGCUACAACGCGUUCAACCACAACGUUCAACUUUGAGUACCAUGCUGUCCUAUGAGUGGUCGAAAUAGCGUUGGACACGCCUUUUGAUUGGAUCAAUCCAAAUCCUUAAGAAACUUGACACUU